Molecule: messenger RNA, 2579 nt
Organism: Phragmites australis (common reed)
Lineage: Eukaryota; Viridiplantae; Streptophyta; Magnoliopsida; Poales; Poaceae
Product: calcium-dependent protein kinase 9-like
Exons: 5
Coding region: 636-2342 (568 amino acids)
Biological process (GO): protein autophosphorylation; peptidyl-serine phosphorylation; intracellular signal transduction
Cellular component (GO): nucleus; cytoplasm
Molecular function (GO): calcium/calmodulin-dependent protein kinase activity; ATP binding; calcium-dependent protein serine/threonine kinase activity
Source: RefSeq, a predicted model, not a curated record
ACCCCGGCCUGACGGCUUCCGCUGCCCCGCGCCUUCUCGCUGCCCGUCGAUGAUCCGUCCAUCUCCUCAAAAGAGCGUAGGCGCGAAGCAAAGCUGCCCUUUCCCCUCUCGAUCAUCUCGAUAUUUUUAUUGACAGGGAUUUGACGAUUUUUUAUGACUGAAAGCUGCGUAUGGUCCUCCUUCCCUUUCGCUGCGUACUUUGGAUAGCUGGACUUCUUCUCUCCCGCGACCAUUUCUUCCUCCCUGGCUUAGCUCCUUCACUCAUCGCUUGUCUCAAGUCUCUAUGCUUCGACCGUUCAGCAAUCUACACUCCGGCAGCCAAAUCUUUUCCUUUUCAUAUAGAGGGAGAAAGAGAUUGGAUGAAAGCUACAUGCAUGCUCUCCUUGUUCGUUGCGCUUCAAUCUAUGUAGAGAGGGAAAAGGUGAGAGAUAUCCUUCCAUGUACAACCACUGCAGUGGAGAAGAGAGAAGACACUGCCGCACCUAUACAAGCUUGAGUGCUUGAGAGAGAAGAGCCUUGUUCUUUCUCGAUCAAAGGGACUGCACUCCGCUACAGCGCGCGUCCGCGGCACCACCUCCACUACAUAAGUCAGAGAAAGAAGGCCCAGAAGCGUCUAGAAACUUCCAGGAGGUGCCAUGGGCAACGUGUGCUUCUGCGGCACCAUCUCCACUUCCCCUGAUCAGCCUGAACCCAAAUCCCAAGCGCCGCCACAAGGCAAGAGGCCGGCGACGACGCCUCCGAGCCGCCAAGGCGGCAGCCAAGAACCGAGCCCCAGGCCGAAGCCGAAGCCGAGGUACAAGCCCAAGCCGUACGACUGGACGCCGCCGCCGCCGCCGCCGGCGUCCCGUGGAGCGGCGGCGGCGCGCGUGCUGGACGGCGUGGUGCCGCACCACCCGCGCCUGCGCGUGACGGACAAGUACCACCUGAGCCGAGAGCUCGGCCGGGGCGAGUUCGGCGUGACGCGCCUCGCCACGGACCGCGCCACGCGGGAGCAGCUGGCGUGCAAGUCCAUCCCGAAGCGGCGCCUCCUCACGGCGGUGGACGUGGCGGACGUGCGCCGGGAGGUGGCCAUCAUGGCGUCGCUGCCGGACCACCCUGCGCUGGUGCGGCUCCGGGCCGCCUACGAGGACGGCGAGGCGGUGCACCUGGUGAUGGAGCUAUGCGACGGUGGGGAGCUGUUCGACCGGAUCGUGGCACGCGGGAGGUACACGGAGCGCGCCGCGGCGUCAGCGGCGAGGACGGUGGCGGAGGUGGUGCGCGCCUGCCACGCGCACGGGGUGAUGCACCGGGACCUCAAGCCGGAGAACUUCCUGUACGCGACCAAGAGCGAGGACGCGCAGCUGAAGGCCAUCGACUUCGGCCUCUCCGUCUUCUUCCGACCAGGCGAGCGUUUCACGGAGAUCGUGGGCAGCCCGUACUACAUGGCGCCGGAGGUGCUGCGGCGGAGCUACGGGCCGGAGGUGGACAUCUGGAGCGCCGGCGUCAUCCUGUACAUCCUCCUCUGCGGCGUCCCGCCCUUCUGGGCCGAGACGGAGCAGGGCGUGGCGCGCGCCAUCCUGCGCGGCUCGCUGGACCUGGAGCGCGAGCCCUGGCAGCGGAUCUCCGACGGCGCCAAGAGCCUCGUCCGCCAGAUGCUCCAGAUGGACCCCAAGAAGCGCCCCACCGCGCAGCAGGUGCUUGAGCACCCGUGGCUGCAGAACGCGCGGAAGGCGCCGAACGUGCCGCUGGGCGACGUCGUCCGGGUUCGGCUGCAGCAGUUCUCCACCAUGAACAAGUUCAAGAAGAAGGCCAUGCGGGUGAUCGCGGAGCACCUCUCCGUGGAGGAGGUGGAGGUGAUCCGGGACAUGUUCGCGCUCAUGGACACCGACAAGGACGGCAGGGUCACGCUGCAGGAGCUCAAGGCAGGGCUCAAGAAGGUCGGAUCCAAGCUUGCCGAGCCCGAGAUGGAGCUGCUCAUGGAUGCCGCUGAUGUUGACGGCAAUGGGUACCUGGACUAUGGCGCGUUCGUGGCGAUCACCAUCCACCUGCAGAGGCUCUCCAACGACGGCCACCUCCGCACCGCGUUCCUCUUCUUCGACAAGGACAGCAGCGGAUACAUCGAGCGCGCCGAGCUCGCCGACGCGCUCGCCGACGAGUCCGGGCACACCGACGACGCCGCACUCAACAACGUACUCCGAGAAGUCGACACCGACAAGGAUGGCCGGAUAAGCUUCGAGGAGUUCGUCACGAUGAUGAAAGCCGGGACGGACUGGAGGAAGGCGUCGCGGCAGUACUCGAGGGAGCGGUUCAAGACUCUGAGCAACAGCCUGAUGAAGGACGGGUCGCUCGCCAUGGCGCGUUAAUGAAGACCAAUGUUCAGAGAGGUCUUAAGAUGCUUGGCUUUUCAUGCACACAUCACUUCUAUGGAUAGUUUGUUCCUUAGAUCUGUUUGUAUAUUUGUCGCAGAACAGCUUAAUCUUCGAUAGGAUUAUUAUGGAAAGCAACUGGGGGUUUCAGUCUUUCAGAUCAAUGUCUAUGAACUUGUGCCGGUUACGUGUCACAGAAAGAAACCAUAACUCCACGAGUACUGCAAAUCGUCA